Molecule: messenger RNA, 816 nt
Organism: Pteronotus mesoamericanus
Lineage: Eukaryota; Metazoa; Chordata; Mammalia; Chiroptera; Mormoopidae
Product: T-cell surface glycoprotein CD1e, membrane-associated-like
Exons: 3
Biological process (GO): microtubule-based movement
Cellular component (GO): dynein complex
Molecular function (GO): minus-end-directed microtubule motor activity; dynein intermediate chain binding; dynein light intermediate chain binding
Source: RefSeq, a predicted model, not a curated record
AUGGACAAGAUAUAUAAACAAUCCAUGGAAAAUCUUUUACCCACUCCCACAAAAUCUCAUUACACUUUCAACUUGAGGGAUUUUGCACGUGUCAUCCAGGGCUGCUUACUCAUUGAAAGGGAUGCCGUGGAGAGCAAGCACACCAUGAUCCGGUUGUUUGUGUAUGAGGUUCUUCGAGUGUUUUAUGAUCGCCUCAUUAAUGAUGAGGAUCGAUACUGGCUGUUCAAUUUAACUAAAGUUGUUAUAAAGGACCAUUUUAAAGAAUCAUUUGCUAGUGUCUUUUCACAUUUGAGGAAAGAGAAUUCACCAAAUGUUUGUAAUGUGCUUAAUCACUACCGAGUUAUUAAAGAAAUUGUGCAGAGCUUUCUCAUUGACACCUGCCCUUGAUAUCUGGCCAGCUUCCUUGAAUCAGGGAAGUCGGAACUGGAGAGACAAGUGAAGCCAGAAGCUUGGGUGUCCAAGGGCUCUAGUUCUGAUCCUGGCCGUCUGCUGCUGGUGUGCCAUGUCUCUGGCUUUCAUCCAAAACAUGUGUGGGUGAUGUGGAUGCAGGGUGAGCAGGAGCAAUCAGGCACUCAGCAAGGUGGAUACCACAUCCUCCUGAUAUGUAUCUGUUUGGCUGUAUUAGUUACCCUGGUUAUCUUGGUUGUGAUUAACUCAUGGUUUAAAAAGCAAAGCUCAAAUCAGAACAUCUGCCCUCCCCAUGUAUCCAAACCUAUCUUUCCCACAGAAGCCAACACCCAAGAACAUAGUAAUUCAGGAAGUUUUCUCUGUUUAGCACAGAAAUUAUGGAUCAAAAACAGAUUACAGAAGAAAUGA